Puntigrus tetrazona (Sumatra barb) is the source of this 3449-nucleotide messenger RNA. RefSeq names its product Sad1 and UNC84 domain containing 1a (gene sun1a). The transcript is spliced from 23 exons. Gene Ontology annotation, biological process: nuclear envelope organization. Lineage: Eukaryota; Metazoa; Chordata; Actinopteri; Cypriniformes; Cyprinidae. The record is from RefSeq and is a predicted model, not a curated record. Gene Ontology annotation, cellular component: nuclear envelope; meiotic nuclear membrane microtubule tethering complex. Bases 216 to 2981 code for a protein of 921 amino acids. Gene Ontology annotation, molecular function: protein-membrane adaptor activity.
UAAAGAUGCGGCUCAAUACCGUUACGCUGAAUAAUACAGUACUGUGAAGCGAACGCAAAAUAACGCAAAACGUUCGUUAUUGAAGUACAGUUCGGUUCUUUGUGUCUUGAUCUGAGAGUCAAACCGCGACGUUUAAGCGUAGUUCCAGCUACUCCUCUUCAGCACAAGACGUAGAGAGGGAGCUGAGUAUUGGACCGGUUUACGAGUCACCCAGGAUGUCCAGACGCAGUCUCCGUCUGCACACCAGCAUAAGUAACUAUGGAGAUGACGGUCUGCUCGACUCGUCUCUUCACCACAGCACCUCUUUCAGCCGUGACCAGACACUGAAGAGCAGAAGAACCAAUCACUCUGUUUCAGGGACACCACAGAUUGUUCAAACUCCGAGGUCUACCUCAACAUCAAUCCUGCAGGCCCAUAACAGCACACUGAACAGCACACUGAACAGCUGUGCGCCCAGCAAUACCUCUCUGCUGUCCUCUAUCUUAGAUGAGUCCUCCAUACAGGAACGCACCUUAGUCGACAGCUUCUGGGGUUUGGAUGAAGACUGUGAUAUUAAGGACCAGACAAUCAUUGCACACCACAGCACAGUGGAGGCCAAAACACAGACCUCUACAGCACAGAACGGCUACAUCUACAAAGACUGCCCCAAUACCUCUCCAUCAAAGAACAACAGCUCCCUUCACGAUGCUACUGGGCAUCAGGCGUCUUUUACAGAGACACCCAGCACCGCCUCCUUUCCAAACACUACGUUGUACUGCAGGGACAAGAAUCGCAAAUACAAGCCAGGUGUGCUGGUGAUGUUGUCUGAGAUGUGCCUGCAUAACCGAAAGAAAAUUGCUGCAUUUGUAGCAUACAUAUACACACUACUGAUGCAGAUGGCUCUGCUUAAAGGCCUGCUGUUAUCAGUGUUGCAAUGGUGUGUGCGAGUGUGUAAGGGAAUCUCUCGCUCUACAGCCACUGUGCUGAGGAAGAUACUGCAGUCUGUGCAUCAGAAGAGAGCAAACUAUGGCUAUGCUAAUGGAGGCAUCAUAAAAAAGAUAUCUGGUUUACCGGCAUUCCCUCGUCUCGAAAUUGAAGUUGCAAUAAUGGAUAUAACUGUUCGUAAACCAGGCAAUGAUAAAUACUACAGCAGUAUGAGUGUUAAAGAGGUAGUGCUGCAGAAAGAACGACCGAAGAUCAGCGGCGUACUAUGUGAUGACUGCAAAAGGAAGCAUAAUUUUGCAACGGACUCUCAUUCUUCGCAAGAAGAGAAGCCUGUAGGGACCUUAUGGUCAAACAUAGUUUCUACAGGGAAGACAACCUCAGGAAGCUUCUUGUGGCUUGUUGAUUUCUUCGCAAAGUGUCUCCCUAUGCUCUCUCAAGUCCUAUUUCUUGUACCUUUUCUUCUGUUUCUUGCUUUGUGCUACUGGGGACCAUCUGGACUGUUAGCCAUGCUUCCUUCUGCUAAUGUGAUGGUGUGGAGAGAUGCCUCCUACGUCACCCCUCCAUCCACCUCAGAGGAGAGACAAACUCCCCCUGACACAAACACUCAGAGGCCCUCAGUUCAGUCAUUGUCAUCAGUAGAGGCAGAGAGGUUGAUGCGUCUAGAGGACAAUUUGUCUCAGCUGUGGGAUCGAGUAACGGGGGGUUUGCUCAGGCAGGAGGAGCAACACACUGAAGUGCUCAGUCUGUAUAACACACUGCGCUCAGAGCUCCACACAGAGAGACUCACGGACAGAGAGAGUCUGGGCAAGUGGAUUGGAGACCUGCUGGAGGAGCGAUUCAGCCUGCUGAAAGGAGAAGUGCAGAAAGAGGCCAAGUACACACAGCAGCAUCAGGAAAAACAUGCAGAAGAGCGUCAGUCAGAGAACACUCGACUCGCUGAAGCUGAGGCUCUCCUUCAGACAUUGGCACGCAAAACUGAGGAGUUACAGAGAAAACAAGAGCCUGCUUCUAGGAAGAUUCCUGAGGCUGAGGCGCCCUCCUCUGACCCUCGCAGUGAGGAGGUUGAGAGCAGCUCCGGUGAAGAUUUGCUGGCAGAGGUGAGGCGGCUAGAGGAGACUUUGGAGCGCAUCAGAGAUGAUGUGCAGGGGCUGAUGGGAUGUAGAGAAAAGUGUGAACAGCUAGACUCCCUUUCAGUCUCAGUGUCCGAGCAGGUGGAGAAGGAAUUUAGAUCUCUGUUUUAUGGCAGUGACAAAGCAGAGGAACUGGAGCUUCCUGGAUCUCUCCUGCAGUGGCUCUCUGAUCACUUUGUGAGCACCACUGAACUGCAGGCUUCACUCAGCGCUCUGGAGAGCAGCAUUCUGGGUAACUUGUCACUUCAGGUAGAGGAAGGCCAGUCACCUACUAAAGAGACGAUCACUCAAACUGUACGACAAGCCACAGGAGAGGCAGGCCUCUCAGAGGAACAUGUACAGUUGAUUGUUAACAAUGCAAUGAAGCUCUAUUCAGAAGACCGCACUGGUCUGGUGGACUAUGCAUUGGAAUCUGGAGGAGGCAGCAUCAUAAGCACACGAUGUUCAGAGUCCUUUGACACCAAAACUGCACUGAUGAGUCUGUUUGGCCUCCCGCUGUGGUACUUCUCCCAAUCACCACGUGUAGUCAUCCAGCCAGAUGUGCAUCCUGGGAACUGCUGGGCAUUUAAAGGUUCACAAGGUUAUCUGGUGAUCGGGUUGUCUAUGAAGAUUGUGCCUACAGCCUUUUCUCUAGAUCAUGUGCCCAAAUCCCUGUCGCCCACCGGCAACAUCAGCAGCGCCCCGCGAGAGUUCAAUGUAUAUGGUCUUGAUGAUGAGCAGCAGGAAGAGGGGCAGUUGCUUGGACAGUUUCUUUACGAUGAAGAUGGAGAUGCACUUCAGACCUUCCUUGUAUCUGAGGAGGUCCCGAGAGGUUUUCAGAUCAUUGAGAUGAAAGUGCUGUCUAACUGGGGUCAUCCUGAAUACACUUGUGUGUACCGUUUCCGGGUUCAUGGGAAGCUUGUUGAUGAAGAACUUGCAAGCAGUUAAGACUUGACGAACUUCUGACAGUCUGUCACUCAUGCACUGAAAAAUGGAACUGAGCUCUUGAGAAUAAUGUGCCAUGAGUUACAGAGAUGGGCUUGAGAUGACCUGAAGACGUUUGAUAAAGGAUUGCAUGCUGGUACAUGUACUGUUAGGCCUGAGGGCUAGAUUCAGCACUUGCACUCUUCUGAUCCAUUACACUGUUUCACUAUUGUCCGUCAUCAGGGGUUAUGCUGAUUUUCUGUUGUUGUUAUAUACUUUUGUUAUUUAUUAUACCCUAUGUGGCAGGAUUGUCACCAGCAAAAAAAUGCAUUGACAAAUUGCUACAAACAAACCAGUGAAGAUGUAUUUUAGACUAAAUCUAUAUGUUGUAAAAAGUUUUUUUUCUGUUUUUGCUAGCUGAUACUAUUUAAAAAUGGCUAGAGAACAAUCGCAGUUUAUUUUUGUGUAUUUAAGUUGAAAUGAGUGACAUUG